Messenger RNA from Hemiscyllium ocellatum (epaulette shark), 390 nucleotides. RefSeq names its product histone H2A type 2-B-like. The coding region runs from base 1 to 390 and encodes 129 amino acids. The record is from RefSeq and is a predicted model, not a curated record. The transcript has a single exon. Lineage: Eukaryota; Metazoa; Chordata; Chondrichthyes; Orectolobiformes; Hemiscylliidae. Gene Ontology annotation, molecular function: protein heterodimerization activity; DNA binding; structural constituent of chromatin. Gene Ontology annotation, cellular component: nucleosome.
AUGUCUGGAAGAGGAAAGGGCGGUGGGAAAGCUCGCUCCAAGGCCAAGUCUCGGUCGUCCCGGGCUGGCCUGCAGUUCCCGGUGGGCCGUGUUCACAGGCUCCUGAGAAAGGGUAACUAUGCUGAGCGUGUGGGUGCCGGAGCGCCGGUUUAUCUGGCUGCGGUGCUGGAGUAUCUGACGGCUGAAAUCCUGGAGCUGGCCGGCAACGCGGCCCGGGACAACAAGAAGACCCGCAUCAUCCCCAGGCACCUGCAGCUGGCCGUGCGCAACGACGAGGAGCUCAACAAGCUGCUGGGAGGGGUGACCAUCGCUCAGGGCGGGGUGCUGCCUAAUAUCCAGGCCGUGCUGUUGCCCAAGAAAACCGCCGCUGGGGGAGCCGCUAAGAAGUGA